This is a messenger RNA of Sporisorium graminicola, 390 nucleotides long. RefSeq lists its product as uncharacterized. The record is from RefSeq and is a predicted model, not a curated record. Lineage: Eukaryota; Fungi; Basidiomycota; Ustilaginomycetes; Ustilaginales; Ustilaginaceae. Bases 1 to 390 code for a protein of 129 amino acids. The transcript has a single exon.
AUGACUAACCAGAAGCCCACACCUACCAGCUCCAAGCCAGCCGAUGCUGCUGAAGAAGCCGUUCCUUCCUACGAAACUGCUCUGCGAGAAGGCGCUGCUGGAGGCAUCGGUGCUGGACCAUCCCAUUCCACCACGCCCACGGCACCGCAGACUCAGCCAAGCUACGGAUGCUCACCAUACACGCCACACGGAACAGCUCGGAUCAUCAUCGUUCCUGCUCCUCAUUGGCACCAACACGCUCAUCAGCCUCUUCUGCCUGCGCCGGCAACGAUGGAAACUCCCGCAGUCCGAAGAGCCACUCCUCGCUUCUUCCUCGCUCUGCUACAAGCUUUCAUGAUCUACAUGCUCAUCAACCUCCUCGUCGACCUCACCGUCACACGCAAGUGGUGA